Molecule: messenger RNA, 1686 nt
Organism: Quercus lobata
Lineage: Eukaryota; Viridiplantae; Streptophyta; Magnoliopsida; Fagales; Fagaceae
Product: disease resistance-like protein CSA1
Exons: 2
Coding region: 1-1686 (561 amino acids)
Molecular function (GO): protein binding
Source: RefSeq, a predicted model, not a curated record
AUGGAGUCUCUUGUGAUUCUUGAACUUUCUGGAUGCAUAAGCGUAAAAAAAAAAAAUUCUAGAAUUUGUGGGGAACAUGAAUACUUACAGCAUCUUUCUCUAAAUUGCACUGCUAUUACAAAGCUACCUUUAUCAGUUGAACGCUUGGUUGGCCUUAUUUCAUUGACUCUAAAAGCUUGCAAAAAUCUUGAGCAUCUUCCUAGGACCAUUUGUAGUUUGAAGUUGCUUACAGAACUUGAUCUUUCUGGAUGCUCAAAAUUUGACCACUUGCCAGAGGACUUAGGGAAUGCCAAAAGUCUAAAGGUGCUUAAUUUGAAUGGAACAGUUAUAAAAGAAUUGCCUUCAUCAAUUGAAUGUUUGAUUGGCCUUAUUUCUUUGAGGGUAAGAGAUUGCAAGAAUCUUAUGUGUCUUCCUAACUCCAUUUGUAGUUUGAAGUUGCUUGAAUGUCUUGAUCUUUUUGGAUGCUCAAAAGUUGAGAACUUGCCAAAGAACUUGGGGAAUGUUGAAGGUUUGAAGUUGCUUGAAUGUCUUGAUCUUUUUGGAUGCUCAAAAGUUGAGAACUUGCCAAAGAACCUGGGGAAUGUCGAAGGUUUGAAGGUGCUUAAUUUGAUUGGAACAGCUAUAAAAGAGGUGCCUUCCUCCAUUGCUCUCCUAAAAAAUCUAAAAAAACUACAUAUCCAUGGAUUUAAUGGGACAUCAACUUCAUUUUAUUCCAUGCUAACAAUUCAUGAUCCUGUUAAUGUCAGUGGGUUAUCAGCUUCAUUAAUAUGUUUGUGUUUUCAGAACUACAAUCUUUGGACAAUCCUGAGUGAUUUUGGCUCCUGGUUUUCCUCUUUGGAAACAUUAGAUUUAAGGGGAAAUAAUUUAGUUUCCCUUCCUUAUAGCAUUGGUGGGUUAUUCUCUUUGCAAGACUUGGAUCUAAGUGGAAAUAAUUUUGAUUCCCUUCCUAACAACAUCAGUGGACUCCAUCAUCUAAAAAUUCUCGGGUUGAAUGGUUGCAAGAGGCUUCAAUCAUUCUUAGGACUUCUGUUCUCUGGUUUUGUACAUUCUAGCUUUUGUAACUCAUUUGAGAUUUUCAAUUGGUUCGAACUGGUGUACUAUAUUCAAAGUGGCACUGUUUUUCUUGCUCUUGGAAGUGAAAUUCCGAAAUGGUUUAACAAUCAAAGAAUAGGUCAUAAAGUGAACAUACAAGUGCCUUCAUGUUAUGGGAGGGAUGAACGGAUGGGAAUUGCUUUGUGCAUUGUUUUGGUACCCAACAGUGCUCUAUACGCUGGAGAUUUUGUGAUUACAUGUUCAUUUGAAGUUAAUGGAUAUCAAAUGAAAUGUACACAUUUAUGUUGGGAAAAUUGUGGUAAAAUUGAAUCGCAUCAACUUGGUCUGCAAUAUUUGUCCCAUUACAGGUUGUCCAAUGGCUUUGAUUCCGAUUGGAAAGAAGUAUGGAGUCAAAGUGAUGCAAACGGAAUCUGUCAAAUUGGGAUUGAAAUAUCUUCCCCGAACUUCGAGGUGAAGAAAAUUGGGGUUCGUUUGGUAUUCGAGCAAGUAGUUGAUGAUCCCGAUCAACCGUGGAUAGACAACAAUGAAUCUAGUGAAAGUGACAUGGAUGGCUACAAUGACAACUGUGGAGAGACAACAGCGAAUCUAGUGAAAGUGACAUGGGUGACUACUAUUGUGGGAAACCACAACUAA